This is a messenger RNA of Exophiala oligosperma, 1553 nucleotides long. Its product is annotated as thymidylate synthase. The coding region runs from base 1 to 1227 and encodes 408 amino acids. Gene Ontology annotation, biological process: dTMP biosynthetic process. Lineage: Eukaryota; Fungi; Ascomycota; Eurotiomycetes; Chaetothyriales; Herpotrichiellaceae. The transcript has a single exon. Gene Ontology annotation, molecular function: thymidylate synthase activity. Gene Ontology annotation, cellular component: mitochondrion; cytosol. The record is from RefSeq and is a predicted model, not a curated record.
AUGGCUCCCUCUGCGGUGACCGAGGAAUCGAUUCAACCUCCCGGCAACUCGAUAAAUUUCCUGAAAGAAAAUGUGAAAAACCAACAACAAAAUGGUUCUUCAGGCAUUUCCACGCCAACAUCAUCAUCAACAACAACAACACCCUCGGCCCCCUCAGUAGAUUCCAAUCAUGAAGAACAUCAAUACCUCAAUUUGAUCCGCGACAUACUUUCCCGCGGCGAACAUCGUCCCGACCGCACGGGCACGGGGACACUCUCACUCUUCGCACCACCCCAACUACGAUUCAGCCUCUCUAGACCGUCCUCGCCCUCCGAUGAUCCCUCAUCCUCCUCCUCCUCCUCCUCCUCCUCCUCCUCAUCAGCCCAUGUCGCCGUGCUUCCACUCCUCACCACCAAACGUGUCUUCCUCCGCGCCGUCACCACCGAACUCCUCUGGUUCAUCUCCGGGUGCACGAGUUCCAAACCCCUUUCAUCCGCCGGCAUACACAUCUGGGACGGCAACGGGUCUCGAGAGUUUCUAGAUAAUCUGGGAUUCACGCACCGCGAAGAAGGGGAUCUGGGUCCCGUCUACGGUUUCCAAUGGCGCCACUUCGGCGCCCCUUACAAAGAUUGCCACGCGGACUACACGGACAAGGGUGUCGAUCAGAUCGCCGAGAUCGUGCGCAAACUCAAGACCAACCCUUACGACCGCCGCAUCAUCCUCAGCGCCUGGAACGUGGCCGACCUGAAACUCAUGGCCCUCCCGCCGUGCCACAUGUUUGCUCAAUUCUACGUGAGUUACCCUGACGCCCCUCGAGGCGAACAGGCUCUUGCCGCGGCGGCGCAGCAACAGGGUCAAACAAAGUCGACGACUUCCUCGACAGAAGACGGUCCACAAAAGGCAAAGGCAAAAGGACACUUGUCGUGCGUCUUGUACCAGCGAUCGUGCGACAUGGGUCUGGGCGUGCCGUUCAACAUUGCAAGUUACGCCCUUCUGACGCACAUGCUCGCCCACGCGUGCGACCUCGUCCCCGGCGAACUGAUCCACACCAUGGGCGACGCGCACGUCUACCUGGACCACAUCGACGCGCUCAAGGAGCAACUGCAGCGUGACCCGCGCGAGUUCCCGACCUUGAACAUCAAGCGUGACGACCGGGGUAGUGGACAGAUGGACGGGUGGAAGUUGGAGGAACUCGAGGUCGUGGGCUACAAGCCUCACAGUGGGAUCAAGAUGAAGAUGAGUGUAUGAAUGGUGCAAUUACCUAGGUAAUAGUCGUGGUUUGUAUGUUGUAUGAUUUAUAUUUGAAUGGACCAGGACACGUGGGAUACAGGACAGCUGUGACCAGACCAAGUCGCGCCCGGGAUAGAGACAUGUUUCAACACAAAACAAAAGGUCAUUUAUGGAAAAUGGCUAUUGUCCUACAAAGCAAUCAUUGCCGUUACUCCUUUCAUGACCUUUUUGCCAACACCGCGGGUUUCGUUUCUGGUCAGGUCAAUUCCUCAGAUACUUUAGUAUACAAUACCUGAUCCAGCAACUAAAUGUCACUCACUUAUCUGGCCAACUAGUGAGAUGAU